AUGUCACUCAGCGCGCCUGCCCCUCGCAAGAACCCCUCACCUGCCAUUCACCACAAAAUCCUCCUUACCACCGUCGCCCUCGAGCGGCAGCCCGGUCUGGAAGGCUACAUUGGCGGAGACGCUUUCAGCGCCCUCUAUGAGAAGCACCCCGACUAUGAGUACGCUCUCCUGGUGCGCAGCGAGCAGCGCGCCUCGGGCGUGAAGAAGGCCUACCCCAAGGACAACGUCCGCAUCGUCGUCGGAACCCUCACCGACUCGGAUGUCAUCGAGAAGGAGGCCGCUGCCGCCGACGUUGUCGUUCACACUGCCGACUCCGCGGACGACGUCCCCUCGGCCAACGCCAUUGCCAAGGGCCUCGCCGCGGGUCACUCGCCCGAGAAGCCCGGUUUCUGGCUACACGUCUCCGGCACGGGCAUCCUGACAUGGUACGACACCAAGCACGAACGCUACGGCGAAGCCCCCCUCCCGGAUCAAGACUACCACGACAUCCGCGACAUCGACCGCCUCCUCUCCCUCCCCGACGAGGCCAUCCACCGCAACGUCGACAAGAUCGUCCUCGCCGCCAACUCCCCCGCCGUCCGCACCGCCAUCGUCUCCCCGCCCACCAUCUACGGCGCCGGCCGCGGGCCCCUGAACCGCCGCUCCAUGCAGGUCCCGGGCCUCGCGAAAGCCACGCUCGAGAAGGGCUUCGCGCCCAUCAUCAAGCCGGGCAAGACGGAGUGGGACCACGUCAACGUGCGGGACCUCUCGGCCUUCUUCGUGACGCUCGUCGAGGGGACGAGAGACGCGAGCUUGAACGCCGAUCUCGAGGUGUUCGGGCCGCGGGCGUACUACUUCGUCGAGAGCGGCACGCACGUCUGGAGCGAUGUGGCCAGGUGGAUCGCGGAGGAGGCGCAUAAGCAGGGAUUCCUGCCGGCGCCGCUGACCAAGGAGGCCACGAUCAAGGAGGUGCUGCAGUCUACGGGCGCGGGGGCUACGUGGGGUCUGAACUCGAAGAGCAAGGCGGAGAGGGGGCCCAAGUACUGGGGGUGGAAGGGGACGGCGCAGACGUUGAAGGAGACGAUCCCGGAGGUUGUUGCGUCGGAGGCGACGUUGUUGCACUUGCAGCCUCAUGAGAAGAAGUAG
Molecule: messenger RNA, 1125 nt
Organism: Colletotrichum karsti
Lineage: Eukaryota; Fungi; Ascomycota; Sordariomycetes; Glomerellales; Glomerellaceae
Exons: 4
Coding region: 1-1125 (374 amino acids)
Source: RefSeq, a predicted model, not a curated record